Rhizophagus irregularis DAOM 181602=DAOM 197198 is the source of this 1197-nucleotide messenger RNA. NCBI's taxonomy places the organism in Eukaryota, Fungi, Glomeromycota, Glomeromycetes, Glomerales, Glomeraceae. The record is from RefSeq and is a predicted model, not a curated record.
AAUUAUCAUCAGUCAAUGAAAUGUAUCCCCAUCAUAACAUGGGGCUUUCACAAAUGGUUUUAGAAAGUCCAUUUCCAUCUCCAGAUCUUUUAACGAUGUCAACGUUACCAGUGUCUACUCCUUCAUAUUCUCUGAUCUCUUUCAGUGAUCCACAAACUUUUAAUUACCAAUUUAAUCCGAGACGAUCCCAACCUUUUCCUAUAUAUGAAACUGACUAUCAGUCUCGAAUUACAUCUGCUGGCUCAGCUAACACACUAAGUCAAAAACCACCUGUAUACACUAAAUGGACCGAAGAAGAAGAUGAACUUUUAAGAGCCGCUAUAAGUAUUUAUGGUCCACAUAAAUGGUCUCUCAUAGCCGCUCACGUACCAAAUAGGACCCCAAUGCAAUGUUCAACUAGGUGGUUAGGUGCUUUAAAUCCAACUAUUCAUAAAGGACGUUGGACCCCUGAAGAAGAUGCGGCUUUAAAAGAGGCAGUUAGCGAAUAUGUAGAUCUUCUCGAUUCGGAUGGUCAUCCACAACCUAUACCUUGGAAUAAAAUUGCCUCACGUAUUCCUCAUAGAACUGGUAUUCAAUGUCAAGCUCGUUGGUCUGAAGCUUUAGAUCCAAGUGUAAGAAAGGGAAAGUGGUCACCUGAAGAAGAUGAAGUAUUGAAAGAAGGUGUAAGAAGAUAUGGUAGAUGCUGGAUUCGUAUCGCGGAAUUAAUCGAAGGAAGAACUCAAAGACAAUGUAGAACACGUUGGGUACAGAUAAAAAACAAACAGGCCAAAAUCGAACGUGACGCUAUUGCGGCCAAAGUUACUACAGAGACAACAAUUUCAACUGAUGAUGAAAGUAACGAUAUAUUGACUCCUCCACGUACGGCACCACCUACACCAGCUCAGCAUAAUACACAAGGGCAAAGUUUGCACUUGUUAAGAUCAAUGAAUCAUAUAACUGCUGUUCCUACCAUAGUGCCACAGGUCACAACCAUAAAAAAUCAAAGUCCCACCAUGUCCCCAACGGGGACAAGCGUAACGGAUGAAUCAUGUGUUACAACCCCUGAAAACUCCUCCUCCCCUCCCUAUUUCGAAAAACCGAAUGUGUAUCUCUAUACACAUUCUUAUUAAACUAUUUUAAAAAAAUUUUUUCUUUCUCGUAUUCUUUUUUUUCGAUUUUUUUUUUCCUAUAUUUGAACAAUAUAUGUUUAUUUUUAAU